Messenger RNA from Aspergillus affinis, 1569 nucleotides. Its product is annotated as putative RNA-directed DNA polymerase from transposon X-element. Lineage: Eukaryota; Fungi; Ascomycota; Eurotiomycetes; Eurotiales; Aspergillaceae. The transcript has 3 exons. Bases 1 to 1569 code for a protein of 522 amino acids. The record is from RefSeq and is a predicted model, not a curated record.
AUGGUUGGGGCGAAAACCCCGUGGCCGGCCCUUUCAGGGAUUCCCGAGGCGACAAACUCACUAAACCAGAAUUUUCUCACCUGCGUACUGAACCUCCACGUCGACGCGAAAUCGUUCAUUUCGCACAACGAACAAGCCGGAAAACAGCUCCCGAAGCCUGUCAUCGAGAAUGCUCAUCUAGGCCCUGAACUGGCCUCGAUCAAGCAGACCCUUCAGAACGUCCAGCAACACACCCAUAGCACUCAGUCAAGCAUUCGGAACCAGAGCCACAAAUCCUGGGCCUCUGUAGUCAAGAAUGCGCCUCCUCCAGCCCAUACGAUCUCCUCCCACGGCUCCUCCAGCACCGCCCCGGCCACCCCGUCAGAGCCCAGCAAGGACCGCGAAGUGAUCGUCAAACUGCGAGAUGUUGGUGCCCAGAAGACCUACCGAAAGAAGUCAUCAGCAGAGAUAAAGGAUAAGGCAGCGAAUGCGAGAAAAAGGGCUGCAGCAGCGAUCCCGGCGCUCUCCCUGGCGAGGGCCCGAUUCGUCUCCGCCAGGCAGCUGUGCUUGGGGGACCUCAGCCUGGCCUUACGCACUGCCGCGGAGGCCGAGACUGCCAGGAUCUACGAUAAAUGGGCGGAUUUCAUGUCAAGCGGGGCCACCCUGCGGCGUCCUACGUGGGGCGUGGUAGUCCAUGGCAUUCCGAUCAAGUCAAUCCAGGACCUGAGCGAUCAGGGCGAACAGGACCGAGUAGCCAGAGAGCUACUCGACGAAAACAGAGAAGUUUGGAGCCGGAAACCCGAUAUCAAGCGCGUGGCCUGGCUUAGCCAUCUUUCCAAUCACAAGAACCGGAAAUCCUCCGCUCUCACUGUCGAAUUCUCUGACCCGAGUCAUGCAAACGAGGCAAUCAUGAAAGGGACUAUUUGGGCUAGCGAUAGCCGGAUUACCGUUCUAUACGAUAGGAACGCGCGGAUUCGGCGAUGCUUCAAAUGUCAGCAAUAUGGACAUAUAGAAAUCGUUUGUUCGAAUAAAACAACCUGCGGCCUCUGUACCGAGGGCCACGAGACCCGGUCCUGCGUACAGAGGUCCGCCACCGGUGGCCAGGGGCGCAAAUGCGGCGAAGCGCACGCCGCCUGGUCGAGAGCUUGUACGAGCCGGCCAACGGAGCGGAAUCGCUCUACAGUAAGGUUUCAAGAAGGAUCUACACCGCCGCAUAGCUCGCAGGAGCUUGUCUCUGUGCAGCAAGAAGAGGCCCUGAUAGACCUAAACCCGGAAAUGGACGUAGACCCUAUCCCGUCCGAGUCAGAACCGUCGCUUGCCCAGCAAAUCGACACGAUCAGCGAACCGGAGACGCCCGCACCAGUGACCCCUGCCCCCAGGGGUCGCACUCUGAGCAAGAGGCGCCCUCGCAGCGUCAUCUCCUCGGAAGCAACGAGGCGGAGCGCUAGACACCAGGUAGCGCAGGAAGCCGUCGGCCUUGCCAGUUCGCCUGCUACAGGGGACACCCCUCCAGCGAAGAGGACCCGAAGCAAGCAGCCAAUCUACCGAGAACGAUCAGUAACGGCUAGCGAUAUUACUAGCGAUAGUUAA